Molecule: messenger RNA, 228 nt
Organism: Mesorhabditis spiculigera
Lineage: Eukaryota; Metazoa; Nematoda; Chromadorea; Rhabditida; Rhabditidae
Source: the annotation of a GenBank genome assembly
AUGAUGGACCGGAAAGAAGAAGAGGGACCGGUUGCCGGGCUGAAAGGAAUAGAUAAUACAGCCGCCAAUGUCAAGGAAAAUACCAGCUUCCGCGCACAAGAAACAAGAGGUCAGACGCGUAACACCACAGCCAAAGAUGCACCAUGGUUUUUGACUAAUUAUCUCCAGUUUCCGCUUACAGGCCAGCUGAACGCGCUGUUAGGGACCGGACGUCCACGUGAAAGGUUA